Canis lupus familiaris (dog) is the source of this 3328-nucleotide messenger RNA. It is a transcript of the gene ENPP2, whose product is annotated as ectonucleotide pyrophosphatase/phosphodiesterase 2. Gene Ontology annotation, biological process: phosphatidylcholine catabolic process; estrous cycle; immune response. The coding region runs from base 16 to 2886 and encodes 956 amino acids. Gene Ontology annotation, molecular function: calcium ion binding; nucleic acid binding; alkylglycerophosphoethanolamine phosphodiesterase activity. The record is from RefSeq and is a predicted model, not a curated record. The transcript has 27 exons. NCBI's taxonomy places the organism in Eukaryota, Metazoa, Chordata, Mammalia, Carnivora, Canidae.
GAUCCGGACUUGGAAAUGUCCCAGGGCAAGCAGAGCAGGUUAAGCCCAGAGCCAUUUCUCACUGAUAAAGGGAAUGAAAACAAAAGCCUUUCUAGCGCUCAGCGGGACGGAGAGAGAAGCCGGUGGUGGUAUCCGUGUGUGUGUGUUUAUCGCACCCUCGGCUCCACAGAGGAGAGACGAGGCGCUCCGCACUUGAGUUCAUUAGAUGUUAAUUGCGCUUCUGCUCUUCCCCCACCAAACUUCUGGAAAGAGGUAAUAUCCCUGUUCACUUUUGCUGUGGGAGUCAAUAUCUGCUUAGGAUUCACAGCAAAUCGAAUUAAGAGGGCAGAAGGAUGGGAUGAAGGUCCUCCUACAGUGUUAUCGGACUCCCCCUGGACCAACACCUCUGGAUCAUGCAAGGGCAGAUGCUUUGAACUUCAAGAGGUUGGACCCCCUGACUGUCGUUGUGACAACCUGUGUAAGAGCUACAGCAGUUGUUGCCAUGACUUUGAUGAGCUUUGUUUGAAGACAGCUGGCGGCUGGGAGUGUACUAAGGACAGAUGCGGAGAAGUAAGAAAUGAAGACAAUGCUUGUCACUGCUCAGAGGACUGCUUGGCCAAGGGAGACUGCUGUACUAAUUACCAAGUGGUUUGCAAAGGAGAGACACACUGGGUAGAUGACAACUGUGAGGAAAUAAAGACCCCAGAAUGCCCCGCAGGGUUUGUUCGCCCUCCAUUAAUCAUCUUCUCUGUGGAUGGUUUCCGUGCAUCAUACAUGAAGAAAGGCAGCAAGGUCAUGCCUAACAUUGAAAAGCUGAGGUCUUGCGGCACACACUCUCCCUACAUGAGACCCGUGUACCCAACAAAAACCUUCCCUAAUUUAUACACUUUGGCCACUGGGCUAUAUCCAGAGUCACAUGGAAUUGUUGGCAAUUCGAUGUAUGAUCCUGUAUUUGAUGCCACUUUCCAUCUUCGAGGGCGAGAGAAAUUUAAUCAUAGAUGGUGGGGAGGUCAACCGCUAUGGAUUACAGCCACCAAGCAAGGGGUGAAAGCUGGGACAUUCUUCUGGUCGGUGGUCAUCCCUCAUGAGAGGAGAAUAUUAACCAUCCUGCAAUGGCUCACUCUGCCAGACGAUGAAAGGCCUUCAGUCUAUGCCUUCUAUUCCGAACAACCCGAUUUCUCUGGACACAAAUAUGGCCCCUUUGGCCCUGAGAUGACAAAUCCUCUGAGGGAAAUUGACAAAACAGUGGGGCAAUUAAUGGAUGGACUGAAGCAACUGAAGCUGCAUCGCUGUGUCAAUGUCAUCUUUGUUGGAGACCAUGGAAUGGAGGAUGUCACAUGUGACAGAACAGAGUUCUUGAGCAAUUACCUGACCAAUGUGGAUGACAUUACAUUAGUGCCUGGCACUCUAGGAAGAAUUCGGUCCAAAUUUAGCAAUAAUGCUAAAUAUGACCCUAAAGCCAUUAUUGCUAAUCUCACGUGUAAAAAGCCAGAUCAGCACUUUAAGCCUUACAUGAAACAGCACCUUCCCAAACGCUUGCACUAUGCCAACAACAGGAGAAUCGAGGACAUCCAUCUAUUGGUGGACCGCAGAUGGCACGUCGCAAGGAAACCUUUGGAUGUGUAUAAGAAACCAUCAGGAAAAUGUUUUUUCCAGGGAGACCAUGGAUUUGAUAACAAGGUCAACAGCAUGCAGACUGUUUUUGUAGGUUAUGGCCCAACGUUUAAGUACAAGACUAAAGUGCCUCCGUUUGAAAACAUUGAACUUUACAAUGUUAUGUGCGAUCUCCUGGGCUUGAAGCCAGCUCCGAAUAAUGGAACCCAUGGAAGUUUGAAUCAUCUCCUGCGCACUCAUACCUUCAGGCCAACCAUGCCAGAGGAAGUUACCAGACCCAACUACCCAGGGAUUAUGUACCUUCAGUCUGACUUUGACCUGGGCUGUAACUGUGAUGACAAGGUAGAGCCAAAGAACAAAUUGGAUGAACUCAACAGACGCCUUCAUAUAAAAGGGUCUACAGAAGCUGAAACCAGGAAAUUCAGAGGCAACAAAAAUGAAAACAAGGAAAACGUUAAUGGAAAUUUUGAACCUAGAAAAGAGAGACACCUCCUCUAUGGACGUCCUGCAGUGCUUUAUCGGACUAGAUAUGAUAUCUUAUAUCACACUGACUUUGAAAGUGGUUAUAGUGAAAUAUUCCUAAUGCCACUCUGGACAUCAUACACUAUUUCCAAACAGGCUGAGGUCUCUGGCGUCCCUGAGUACCUGACCAACUGUGUCCGGCCUGAUGUCCGUGUGUCUCCGAGUUUCAGUCAAAGCUGUUUGGCCUACAAAAAUGAUAAACAGAUGUCCAAUGGAUUCCUCUUCCCUCCCUAUCUGAGCUCAUCACCGGAAGCUAAAUAUGAUGCAUUCCUUGUAACCAAUAUGGUUCCAAUGUACCCUGCUUUCAAACGAGUCUGGAAUUAUUUCCAAAGGGUAUUGGUGAAGAAAUAUGCCUCAGAAAGAAAUGGAGUUAAUGUGAUAAGUGGACCAAUUUUUGACUAUGACUAUGAUGGCUUACAUGACACACAGGACAAAAUCAAACAGUAUGUGGAGGGCAGCUCCAUUCCCGUACCAACCCACUACUACAGCAUCAUCACCAGCUGCCUGGAUUUCACUCAGCCUGCUGACAAGUGUGAUGGCCCCCUCUCCGUCUCUUCAUUCAUCCUCCCCCACAGACCAGACAAUGAAGAGAGCUGCAAUAGCUCAGAGGAUGAAUCGCAAUGGGUGGAAGAACUCAUAAAGAUGCACACAGCUCGGGUGCGGGAUAUCGAACAGCUCACCAGUCUGGAUUUCUUCCGCAAGACAAGCCGCAGCUAUCCAGAAAUUCUGACACUAAAGACAUACCUGCAUACGUAUGAGAGUGAGAUCUAACUAUCUGAUCAUCUGCAGUGCAGUCUUAUCAACUGGUGUAUAUUUUUAUAUUGUUUUUGUAUUUAUUAAUUUGAAACCAGGACAUUAAAAAAAUGUUAGUAUUUUAAUCCUGUACCAAAUCUGACACAUUACUCCUGAAUGACUCCACUGUUUUUCUCUAAUGCUUGAUUUAGGUAGUCUUGUGUUCUGAGUAGAGCUUGUAAUAAAUACUGCAGCUUGCAUUUUUAGUGGAAGCUUCUAAAUGGUGCUGCAAAUUUGAUAUUUGCAUUGAGGAAAUAUUAAUUUUCCAAUGCACAGUUGCCACAUUUAGUCCUGUACUGUAUCGAAAUACUGAUUUUGUAAAGUUGCAUUCAUUUACUGUUAAUUAUGACAGACAUAUUUAAGCCUUAUAGACCAAUCUUAAAUAUAAUAAAUCACACAUUCAGUUUUUUUUUCUGGUUUA